AUGGAGCAUCUACUUUAUUUGCUGGAGGGUAAUUCGGAGCCCGCCGAUUCCCAACAGAGCACAAGUAUCGGCAAUGGUACACUCUACGGACCAAACGCGUCUCGAUGCGCGAGUAUAGAGAACCAUACGGUUUACAAGCGCGUCCAGGAACUUUGCCUGCCACCAUUCUUCACCCGCAAGAUCGACUACGAGGAGACCGGUACCAUCAGACCCGAAAGACCCGAGUUUCGAAAAAUCGAGCGCCUGCCAUCCAAUGAAUAUUGGGUGAACACGAUACUGAAGAUUUCCAAAGCGAUCCUACGCCACCCAUCGGCCAAGUAUACCCGCGGCAACCCACCGGUCGAGAGCUCGCCAUCAUUCGUCCUACCAUUCUACAGCGGUUACGAUACGCACGAGACUGGCCAGCUACUGGACCAAGCGAUGGAUCGACUCAUCGGAGAUCGCCCAGACGACUUUUUCAGCAGCGCGAUGAGCCAGGCCAUGUGCAACGCCAGAGUCACCAUGCGUGGAGUUUCGGCCAUCCUGUACCAGCACGAGAUGAUCAACGACAUCUGCAAGACGGAGCUCCCCAAGUACACGGCCGAACCACCGCCGCCAUCAUGGGAUGCGGAAUGGUGCCCCACUUCAAGGCUCGACGAGAUCGCCCUCCGGAUCGAGGAAUCGCCGCUUUUAAAUUCCCGAUGCAAGCUCUUACCCAAGGUGAUGGAAAUUGCACUCUCGCACAUGCUGCUCCAAGAUUACGAGGUCGAUGGGGAGGUAGAAAUUCCCGCCGAGUCCGAUUUUAUCACUGAGAACAUGGGCUACCUCAUUCCCGUCGAGUCCGGCGUCAUCCCUGAGGACAUGGGCCACCUCCACCAGCUCCUGGACGACGCCAUCGCCUUCGCCAGGACCUUUCCCUACGCCACCAUCGAAGCCCGACAUCUAUCCACCGGAUUCGCCACAUUCGUCAUGGAGAUCAACAGGUUCUGCACCGAGACGUGGUACCAUGCCACCGUCAUAUUCGAGGAUGUCCUGCACAUGUUUUUUGCGAUGAGGACGGCCAUCUACGGCGGCCGGCGCCGACCAAUCGUCAGAGAUUUAAUCAUCGCAGCAACUGCCAGCGGAGCCGGCGAGGACGAGGAGACCGAUCCGGGCGUCACCAACCCGGAGAGGGCGAUGAGGGCGAGAAUUGCGCUCCAGCGAAGGUUGUCGGUCGAUUUUAACGUUAUGGCGGACUUUAUCAUCGAGGAUGACGUGCUCCAUCAUUUGGUGUUGGACGUCAUCGAGGGAGUUGCCAACAUGAUGUCCCUCCCCAUCAACGCGAGCGACAUCAACCCUGGACCGAGGAAGCUGCUCGAGACUGGACCCGAGGAUACCGACAAUGACUUGCGCAAGGCCGACUUGGAUAAUGUUUCCAUCAAGCCCGCGGAACUUUUAUCUCUUUGGGAGCUCUGGUGA
Pyricularia grisea is the source of this 1437-nucleotide messenger RNA. RefSeq lists its product as uncharacterized. The record is from RefSeq and is a predicted model, not a curated record. The transcript has a single exon. Bases 1 to 1437 code for a protein of 478 amino acids. Lineage: Eukaryota; Fungi; Ascomycota; Sordariomycetes; Magnaporthales; Pyriculariaceae.